Molecule: messenger RNA, 414 nt
Organism: Acaulospora morrowiae
Lineage: Eukaryota; Fungi; Glomeromycota; Glomeromycetes; Diversisporales; Acaulosporaceae
Source: the annotation of a GenBank genome assembly
AUGCAGCACUCGUUCAAUAUUGCAAUCAUCGCAAUUUUGGUUGUCCUCUUAUCAACAGUCGUGCAUUCGGACGUUGUCCACACAAUUCCAAGAUGCCAUCCGCCUCCCAUUGGAAUAAGACCCGUUAUGCCUUUUUUGACGGUGACUCAACCAACUGGAACCUACGCGGUAGGUUCGAAGUUGUCCAUCUCUUGGAAAGGAUUUCUGAUCAUGAAUAAUCCUAGACUAUCUAUAGAAUUAUGGCACGGUUCUGAAUACAUCGAAUCUUAUCCAGGUAAAGUUUACUUUAAAGAUUCCUCAAAAACUUGGAGGGCACCUUUAACAGCGCGAGCGAAUUACUCGAUAAAAAUUUUUGCCAUAUCAAACCGAUGCAUAAGAGGUGAAUCAGCGUUAUUUAGUAUUAUCAGCAGAUGA